AUGUCGCUCAACCGCAUAUCGUUCCUCGAAGGGUGGGAGCGGAAUCCGGCGGCCUUUCUGCGGGGGCGACUGGAGGAAACGGGCUCCACGGCUUCUGAUGAGGAGUCUGACGUGGAUCAGGACUUACCAGAAUCUCUCUCUUCCUCUUUCCCCUCCACCUAUUCCAGACUCAAUUUCAAUCCUUAUGCUGGCCCCGCCUGGAGCGAACGAGGCGACGAUCGCGAUGAUCGUUCACUGAGAGGUGUAUCCCCCACGACGCGGGAUACGAGUACUCGUGCGGAGCGGGGGUGGGCACCAGGGCCCGUGGCACCACUGCCCGAACCCAAAGCCAAGUCUAGGGACUGGCUGUCGGAAACGACCGGGGCGUUUGAAGUGAGCCCCGCCAGGCGAGUCGUUCAGGUUUGUUUGGCAGUCGUGUACUGCUUUGUCUCGGCCGGCAUUGUCUUUGGAUUUGCUGCUUUGAAACCGGUACUCGUCAGCGAGAAUGUGUAUCGAAACUAUUGCUCGUUGGAUGAACUAAAACAGAAUGUGCCCAUCUGUGACGGGCAGGAAAUUCGCUUGAAUUUGAUGUUCACAAUUGCUGCUGUUGCAACCAAUGUUUCUGCUCUCCCCGUGGGGACCAUUUUAGAUUCCUGGGGCCCACGAGUCAGUGGAAUUAUUGGGAGUGUGCUCCUAGCCUUUGGUGCCAUCAUAUUCGCAUUUGCUGAUCAGCUACCCUUCGACGGAUACAUUCCGGGCUAUCUACUUCUAUCUUUGGGCGGGCCCUUCAUCUUCAUUUCCUCCUUCCAGCUAUCCAAUACUUUCCCCUUGCGCUCAGGCCUUAUCCUGUCGUCAUUGACCGGGGCGUUUGAUGCAUCCAGCGCAGUAUUUCUCAUAUUUCGCCUCAUCAAUGAGCGCUCAGCUGGUGGUUUCUCUGUCCAAAAGUUCUUCCUCCUCUAUCUCAUCGUUCCGGUGUUGAUCACCGUGGCACAACUGACUUUGAUGCCUGCAACAUCGUACAAAACUGCCGGUGAACUAGUUCAACAUGCUGAGACACAGAUAACAGCAGAACGAAGAGAUCAAACUGACACAGCAAUCGAGGAUCGCGAUGAGAGUGAAAGACAGCGCCAAAAUCGCCGCGCUGAACGUCAAAGCAUCCGGUCUCUCAAGUCCUCGUCGGCCACUUUCCCGCGGUCCGCUCGCUCACGACCUGACACCCCCAAACCCCUGCCAAUUCCACCAAAUGCACCAAACACAAGCACCAGUGGCGUCUGGGGUGUCCUCCACGGCCAAAGUGCACUCUCACAACUACAGACAGCAUGGUUCGCAUUGAUUGCACUAUUUACCGUUCUCAUGAUGCUUCGAAUCAAUUAUUUCGUGGCAUCGCUCCGUACGCAAUACACAUAUCUGCUCGGUUCGUCCUCUGAAGCUCGAACCAUAAACUCUGUUUUUGAUAUUAUGCUCCCGGUCGGUGGCCUUUUCUCCAUUCCAUUUAUUGGAACAUUCUUGGACAAACUGCGAACACGUACUGUUCUCGCGAUUCUCGUUUCGACGGCCACCGUGAUGGGCGUGCUGGGCUGCAUACCACAUAGCACAGAAGCUGCCUACGCGAACAUAAUCCUUUUUGUCCUUUACAGGCCUUUCUACUAUACCGCAAUUUCCGACUAUGCGGCAAAGGUAUUCGGCUUCCAAACCUUCGGGAAGGUCUAUGGACUGAUUAUCUGCCUCGCUGGCGUGGGGAAUUUCGCGCAAGCUGGGCUUGAUGCGCUUACUCUGAAAGCCUUUGAGGGUGACCCGGUGCCUGUGAAUGCCGGUCUGACGGUCAUGGUCGCUGUUGUUGGUGCCUCGCUAGUCGGGUAUGUGAGUUGGAAGACAAGUAUUCUGCUCGGCUCGACUACUACAGUCGAGACUCGUGAAGACCACCCGGGCUUGAUUCACAGAGACUGGGAACGAGAGCCACUAUUGACAAGAUCCGGGAGCAUCGAAGGAGGUGGUCAGCGGGCCUAUGGUAUAUAG
Molecule: messenger RNA, 1995 nt
Organism: Penicillium waksmanii
Lineage: Eukaryota; Fungi; Ascomycota; Eurotiomycetes; Eurotiales; Aspergillaceae
Product: putative MFS transporter Fmp42
Exons: 4
Coding region: 1-1995 (664 amino acids)
Biological process (GO): transmembrane transport
Cellular component (GO): fungal-type vacuole membrane
Molecular function (GO): transmembrane transporter activity
Source: RefSeq, a predicted model, not a curated record